CAGCUAGCCUUUCGCCUGAGAUUUUGCUGCAUUGGUCUCCAGGACCGUGAAUUUCGGGCCGGUGUUUUUGUAGCCAAGGUUAUUGAUCAUUGCACAAGGUUCUUGGCUAGUUUGGUUUGUAAGAUUUGAAUAGUGCCUGGUUUUUAGGAGGGUUUUCUGAAAAUCCGCAGGGAAGGGUACCGAAGGUUCUUAGAGUAAUGAGCUUGCAACCAACAUAUUUUAGCUCUAUCAAAAAAAAAAAAAAAAAUCGGUUAAUGCUCAUGGACGGGGAUGUAUUGCAGGAGGGAACUUGAAUGCAUCACUUUGCUCUCAUAAGAAUUGUAAUUUUUUCCUCGCAUACUUGGCUGUGUUUAGACCUCUUAUACAUAAUGAAUAGAAACAGAGAAGCAGUGUUUGGUCAGCGAUGGGACAGAUAGAACUGUCUGGUACAGUUAAAUUCGGGGCGUGUCAGUUACCAUUGGAAGUAACACGGGUACUACAAGAUCAUGUAUAUUUCAAGAUGUAAUUUAUUAGUUGAGGUCGCAGUUUCUUUCUUUCCUUUUUAUUAUUGAGUUUGACCGAAAAAUAAAAAUACAGCCCUAUAACUUUUAAAGAACAAUAGUUAUUUAAUAUGUUGAAAAUACAAAAUGAUCAGUAUACAUUUUUGGUCAAAUUUUAUUUUCCUUGAUGCAGAAAAGCAAAUUUUUGACAGAAGGUGCUUUUCUAGACUUGGGCUUGGAUUCUUUUAUUUUAAAAGGUAAAGACUGCUUCCCUUUUUGAAUGCAAUGUAUUUUUAUGGAAGUUAUCUUCAUUUCCGAUGCCUGUGAAACAGGGGAAAUGGUAACAUGAAAAUGGGGGCAACUAAUGUCCAAAAUAAGUGUUUCUGGAUGUAGAAAAGCAUACUAUAUGUGCUUUUAUUUGACACAGUUUGCUUUAGAGGUUGGAUUUACUAAAAGCCUCCCCACAGUUGGCUAUAUUGUAUCAGAUUCAGGAAAAUAAUAAGUUGAUUGUUCAACUAUCUUCCAACACCCUUGUGGAGGGAUCAAGGGCAUUGAAAAGUAUAAGAUGAGAGACUUUUAUUUAGUUAAGGACCAAAUGGAAAGGGAAAAAAGAAAAAGAAAAGCCUUUAUGAUGGGAAAGAUUGUGUCUUUUGGCUGCUACAUUGUUUUUCAGGAGGAAUGCCAGCUCCUGAGCAGGCCUCAUUGGUGGAGGAGGGGCAACCACAGACCCGCCAGGAAGCUGCCUCCACUGGCCCAGGCAUGGAACCUGAGACCACAGCCACCACCAUUCUAGCUUCCGUGAAGGAGCAGGAGCUUCAGUUUCAGCGACUCACCCGAGAACUGGAGGUGGAAAGGCAGAUUGUUGCCAGUCAGCUAGAAAGAUGUAGGCUUGGAGCAGAAUCACCAAGCAUCGCCAGCACCAGCUCAACUGAGAAGUCAUUUCCUUGGAGAUCAACAGAUGUGCCAAACACUGGUGUAAACAAACCUAGGGUUUCUGACACUGUCCAUCCCAACAACUAUCUCAUCAGGACAGAGCCAGAACAAGGGACCCUCUAUUCACCAGAACAGACAUCUCUCCAUGAAAGUGAGGGAUCAUUGGGUAACUCAAGAAGUUCAACACAAAUGAAUUCUUAUUCCGACAGUGGAUACCAGGAAGCAGGGAGUUUCCACAACAGUCAGAAUUUGAGUAAGACAGAUAAUAGACCACAACAUUCAUUCAUAGGAUCAACUAAUAACCACCUGGUGAGGAAUUCAAGAGCUGAAGGACAAACACUGGUUCAGCCAUCAGUAGCCAAUCGGGCCAUGAGAAGAGUUAGUUCAGUUCCAUCUAGAGCACAGUCUCCUUCUUAUGUUAUCAGCACAGGCGUGUCUCCUUCAAGGGGGUCACUGAGAACUUCUCUGGGUGGUGGCUUUGGCUCUCCAUCAGUGACCGACUCCCGACCACUGAACCCCAGUGCGUACUCCUCCACCACGCUACCUGCUCAGCGGGCAGCCUCUCCGUACUCUGCACAGAGACCCGCCUCCCCAUCAGCUGUACGUCGGAUUGGGUCAGUCACCUCCCGGCAGACCUCCAACCCCAACGGACCAACCCCUCAGUACCAAACCACCACCAGAGUGGGGUCCCCGCUGACCCUUACGGAUGCACAGACUCGAGUAGCUUCCCCAUCCCAAGGCCAGGUGGGGUCAUCAUCCCCCAAACGCUCAGGGAUGACCGCCGUACCACAGCAUCUGGGACCUUCCCUGCAGAGGACUGUUCAUGACAUGGAACAAUUCGGACAGCAGCAGUAUGACAUUUACGAGAGGAUGGUUCCACCUCGGCCAGACAGCCUGACAGGCUUACGGAGCUCCUAUGCUAGUCAGCACAGCCAGCUUGGACAAGACCUGCGUUCAGCUGUGUCUCCUGACUUGCACAUCACUCCUAUAUAUGAGGGGAGGACCUACUACAGCCCAGUGUACCGCAGCCCAAACCACGGAACCGUGGAGCUCCAGGGAUCACAGACGGCGCUGUACCGCACGGGAUCAGUAGGUGUUGGAAAUCUGCAAAGGACAUCCAGCCAACGAAGUACCCUUACAUACCAAAGAAAUAAUUACGCUCUGAACACAACAGCUACCUAUGCGGAGCCCUAUAGGCCGAUACAGUACCGAGUGCAAGAGUGCAAUUAUAACAGGCUUCAGCAUGCAACGCCGGCAGAUGAUGGCACCACGAGAUCCCCAUCAAUAGACAGCAUUCAGAAAGACCCCAGGGAGUUUGCGUGGCGGGAUCCCGAGUUGCCUGAAGUCAUUCACAUGCUGCAGCACCAGUUCCCUUCAGUUCAGGCGAACGCCGCCGCCUACCUGCAGCACCUAUGCUUUGGGGACAACAAAGUGAAGAUGGAGGUGUGUAGGUUAGGGGGAAUCAAGCAUCUGGUCGACCUUUUGGAUCACAGAGUUUUGGAAGUUCAGAAGAAUGCUUGUGGUGCCCUUCGAAACCUUGUCUUUGGCAAGUCUACAGAUGAAAAUAAAAUAGCAAUGAAGAAUGUUGGUGGGAUACCUGCCUUGUUGCGACUGCUGAGAAAAUCUCUUGAUGCAGAAGUCAGGGAGCUGGUCACAGGAGUUCUCUGGAAUUUAUCUUCAUGUGAUGCCGUAAAGAUGACAAUCAUCCGAGAUGCUCUCUCAACCUUAACAAACACUGUGAUCGUUCCACAUUCUGGAUGGAAUAACUCUUCUUUUGAUGAUGAUCAUAAAAUUAAAUUUCAGACUUCACUCGUUCUGCGUAAUACCACAGGUUGCCUGAGGAAUCUCAGCUCCGCGGGGGAGGAAGCAAGAAAGCAAAUGAGAUCUUGCGAGGGGCUGGUGGACUCGCUGCUGUACGUGAUCCACACAUGUGUGAACACAUCUGAUUACGACAGCAAGACAGUGGAGAACUGCGUGUGCACCCUGAGGAACCUGUCCUAUCGGCUGGAGCUGGAGGUGCCGCAGGCCCGGCUGCUGGGGCUGAAUGAACUGGAUGACUUACUAGGAAAAGAGUCUCCCAGUAAAGACUCGGAGCCGAGCUGCUGGGGGAAGAAGAAGAAGAAGAAAAAGAGAACGCCGCAAGAGGAUCAAUGGGAUGGAGUCGGUCCUAUCCCAGGACUGUCGAAGUCCCCCAAAGGGGUUGAGAUGCUAUGGCAUCCGUCAGUGGUAAAACCAUACCUGACCCUUCUAGCAGAAAGUUCCAACCCAGCCACCCUGGAAGGCUCUGCAGGAUCUCUCCAGAACCUCUCUGCUGGAAACUGGAAGUUUGCAGCGUAUAUCCGAGCAGCUGUCCGCAAAGAAAAAGGGCUCCCCAUCCUUGUAGAACUUCUGCGGAUGGAUAACGAUAGAGUUGUUUCUUCUGUGGCGACCGCCUUGAGGAAUAUGGCCCUAGAUGUUCGCAACAAGGAACUCAUAGGUAAAUAUGCCAUGCGUGACCUGGUCAACCGGCUUCCCGGGGGCUCUGGCCCGAGUGUGCUGUCGGAUGAGACUGUGGCGGCCAUCUGCUGCGCCCUGCAUGAGGUCACCAGCAAGAACAUGGAGAACGCCAAGGCCCUGGCCGACUCAGGGGGCAUAGAAAAGCUGGUGAACAUAACCAAGGGCAGAGGAGACAGAUCGUCUCUGAAAGUGGUAAAGGCAGCAGCCCAGGUCUUGAAUACAUUAUGGCAAUAUCGGGACCUCCGGAGCAUUUAUAAAAAGGAUGGGUGGAAUCAGAACCAUUUUAUUACACCUGUGUCAACGUUAGAGCGAGACCGAUUCAAAUCACACCCUUCCUUGUCUACCACCAACCAACAGAUGUCACCCGUCAUUCAGUCAGUCGGCAGCACCUCUUCCUCACCAGCACUGUUAGGAAUCAGAGACCCUCGCUCUGAAUACGAUAGGACCCAGCCACCUAUGCAGUAUUACAGUAGCCAAGGGGAUGCCACUCAUAGAGGCCUGUACCCUGGCUCCAGCAAACCUUCACCAAUUUACAUCAGUUCCUAUUCCUCACCAGCAAGAGAACAAAAUAGACGGCUACAGCAUCAACAGCUGUAUUAUAGUCAAGAUGACUCCACCAGAAAGAACUUUGAUGCAUACAGAUUGUAUUUGCAGUCUCCUCAUAGCUAUGAAGAUCCUUAUUUUGAUGACCGAGUUCACUUUCCAGCCUCUACUGAUUAUUCAACACAGUAUGGACUGAAAUCGACUACAAAUUACAUAGACUUUUAUUCCACUAAACGACCUUCUUACAGAGCAGAACAGUACCCAGGGUCCCCGGACUCGUGGGUGUAGCAUCGACAUGCUCGGAGAGGAACUCUUUCUUUCUAACCUUGUUUGGGUUGAGAUGAGAAGUCCGUCUUGCUGAUUUGCUGAUGAAAUGUGAAAGUGACAUGGAAGGAACGUGUGAAGAGCAUAUUUUUUUUCUUUUUUGAGGAAUUAUCAGGGAAGUGAGGCAACCUUUGGGAGAGAGGACUUUCUAAGCUCUACUUAGGUGUUAGAUCUAAUCACUUGUAGAUUCUAUAGUCUGGUGAAGGUGUGGGCGAUGUGAUGAGAGGUUUGAGAAAUGGGUGAAAUGAGAUGGGGGACGUGUAGGUCAAAUCAAAUUAAAGAUGAUUUUUUUAAUGUGAAUAGAGUUAUGUUCUGAUAGUUUGUACAGAAAAAAAAAUAAUAAAAUGGAUGCCCUUCAUGUUUUAUUGCUAUUACUAAAUGUCAAGAUUGUAUGCUAUUAUGUCUUGUAAAUUUCUUUUGUUGGUGUAAAUAUGGAAAUGCCACAUUGGUUAAGUGCCAUCAUUUGUAAUGCAGUGUGUCAUUUGAAAGGAGAUUUGAAGAAACUGACAGCUUAAAAAAACAAAUGGGAAACCCAAGGAAUUGUGAGGAGUUAAAAACAAACUACAACACCCUAUGUUUUCAAAAUGAAUAGUGUACCCUUUGAAGCACAAAUCCAGUCUGGUAUAGCAGCGCCAUGCCCAUUCCCUGUCUCUUUCAUAGGACACUUCACUGCCAUUUUCUAUGCACACAAAAGAAAAAUAAAUGUGGAAAUUUCAUCCUUGGAAA
Molecule: messenger RNA, 5501 nt
Organism: Sus scrofa (pig)
Lineage: Eukaryota; Metazoa; Chordata; Mammalia; Artiodactyla; Suidae
Source: RefSeq, a predicted model, not a curated record